This is a messenger RNA of Cavia porcellus (domestic guinea pig), 2734 nucleotides long. RefSeq names its product zinc finger protein 260-like. The coding region runs from base 97 to 2283 and encodes 728 amino acids. The transcript has a single exon. The record is from RefSeq and is a predicted model, not a curated record. Lineage: Eukaryota; Metazoa; Chordata; Mammalia; Rodentia; Caviidae.
GAUGAAGACAAUUAUUUGAGAAUUGAAGAGCAGCCAUAUAAAUGUAAUGAAGAUGUAGAGACCUGCAGUGAUUUCCAGUCCUUUCAGAAGCAUGAAAUGAGGAACACUGUAGAGAGAUCCAGUGAAUACAGGCAAAAUGAGGAGGAGACAUCUGUUCUUAGUGAAAAAAUUCACUCUGGGCAGAAAAUUUUUGUAGGUAACAAAAGUGUGAAAGCCCACACAACACCUAACAGUGUUCAAACCUCCAAGACAAACCACAAUUUGGGAAACUCCUAUGUACAAAAACACUAUGAGAAUAAUUCUAUUUCUUCAUCCAAUAUUGAAAAACCUGUUAGAAAAUAUGGUAGAGAGAAAUAUCAUAUAAUUGAAAAAUGUGCAAAAGUAUUAUCUCACAGUAAUUUCUUUAAAAAACAUAAGAAACUUCACACUGGAAAGCAACCAUAUGAAUGCAAGCAAUGUGGGACAGCAUUCAGUAGACUCAGUGGCUGUCAAAGUAAUAAAAACAUUCACACUGGGGAGAAAUCCUUUGCAUGCAACAAAUGUGGGGAAGCAUUCAGUACAGCCUCUACUUGUAAAGUACAUGAUAGAAUUCACACUGGGGAGAAAUCCUUUGUAUGUAAGCAAUGUGGGAAAUCUUUCCGUCAAAAUAGUGACCUUAUUACACAUGAAAGAAUUCACACUGGGGAGAAACACUUUGUAUGUAAGCAAUGUGGGAAAUCUUUCAAUCAAAAGCCUAGCCUUCUUAGACAUGAAAGAAUUCACACAGGGGAGAAAUCCUUUGCAUGCAACAAGUGUGGGAAAGCAUUCAGUACAGCCUCUGCUUGUAAAGUACAUGAUAGAAUUCACACUGGGGAGAAAUCCUUUGUAUGUAAGCAAUGUGGGAAAUCUUUCCGUCAAAAUAGUGACCUUAUUAAACAUGAAAUAAUUCACACUGGGGAGAAACCCUUUGUAUGUAAGCAAUGUGGGAAAGCUUUCAAUCAAAAGCGUAACCUUCUUAGACAUGAAAGAAUUCACACAGGGGAGAAAUCCUUUGCAUGCAACAAAUGCAGAAAAGCAUUCAGUACAGCCACUGGUUGUAAAGCACAUGAUAGAAUUCACACUGGGGAGAAACCCUUUGCCUGUAAACAAUGUGGGAAAUCUUUCAGACAAAAGAGUGACCUUAUUAAACAUGAAAGAAUUCACACUGGGGAGAAACCCUUUGCAUGCAACAAAUGUGGGAAAUCUUUCAAUCAAAAGCCUACCCUUCUUAUACAUGAAAGAAUUCACACAGGGGAUAAAACCUAUGUAUGCAACAAAUGUGGGAAAGCAUUCAGUACAUCCUCUGCUUGUAAAGCACAUGAUAGAAUUCACACUGGGGAGAAACCCUUUGUAUGUAAACAAUGUGGGAAAUCUUUCAGUCAAAACAGUGGCCUUAUUAAACAUGAAAGAAUUCACACUGGAGUGAAAACUGUUGCGUGCAACAAAUGUGGGAAAUCUUUCAAUCAAAAGCCUAACCUUCUUAUACAUGAAAGAAUUCACACAGGGCAUAAACCCUAUGUAUGCAACAAAUGUGGGAAAGCAUUCAGUACAUUCUCUGCUUGUAAAGUACAUGAUAGAAUUCACUCUGGGGAUAAACCCUUUGUAUGUAAGCAUUGUGGGAAAUCUUUCUAUAAAAAGACUAACCUUAUUAGACAUGAAAGAAUUCACACUGGGGAGAAACCCUUUGCAUGCAACAAAUGUGGGAAAGCAUUCAGUACAUCCUCUGCUUGUAAAGCACAUGAUAGAAUUCACACUGGGGAGAAACCCUUUGUAUGUAAACAAUGUGGGAAAUCUUUCAGUCAAAACAGUGGCCUUAUUAAACAUGAAAGAAUUCACACUGGAGUGAAAACUUUUGCGUGCAACAAAUGUGGGAAAUCUUUCAAUCAAAAGCCUAACCUUCUUAUACAUGAAAGAAUUCACACAGGGCAUAAACCCUAUGUAUGCAACAAAUGUGGGAAAGCAUUCAGUACAUUCUCUGCUUGUAAAGUACAUGAUAGAAUUCACUCUGGGGAUAAACCCUUUGUAUGUAAGCAUUGUGGGAAAUCUUUCAGUCAAAAGCCUAACCUUAUUAGACAUGAAAGAAUUCACACAAGGAAUAAACCCUAUGUAUGCAACAAAUGUGGGAAAGCAUUCAGCACAUCCUCUGCUUGUAAGGUACAUGAUAGAAUACACACUGGGGAGAAACCCUUUGUAUGUAAGCAAUGUGGGAAAUCUUUCUGUCAAAGCAGUCACCUUAUUAUUCAUGAAAGAACUCACACCCUAUAGAACAUCUUUGGUACAACCAAUAUACCAAAACAUUCAGUAAACAGAAGUGCUGAAAAUGAACCCUUUCCAUUGAUGUAAUUAAUUUGUGAUGUAUUUUAGCUAUAAUAGUAGCUUUUUUGUAUAGAAAAGAAUUCACUCUAUAAAAAAUCCCUAUCUAUAUGAGAAAUGAGUAAAUGGAUUUGUUUAUACAUUCUUACUUUAUAACAUCAAAUAUAUCACACUGGGAAAAAUCUUAUGAGCAUAAGGAAUAUGGGAAGACUUUCCAUACCAUUGAGAUUGCCACUACAUUUAAGAACUCCCUCUGUGUAGUAAUUCUAUGCAACUGAACAAUGGUAGAUCAUAUGUAGCACACAAAAAUGCCAUAGGGAAAUAUUGCACACAAGGAAGAUAUCAUAUAUAUGUAGGCAGUGUGGCAAAGAUUUGCUACAGUGCUCCCCUUUUGAAAACAUCA